UUCUGACUCUGCCUCUUGUCACAGAGAGUUGGAGCUCCAGAGGAAGCAGCAUCACUGGCUGGAGACACAGCAUCGUCCAUAGACAGAGAACAACAACAACACUCAGUUAGGAAGGGAGAAGGAGAUCUGCAGAUUUAAAUCUGUGCUUGCGAGAGAGAAGAGGAACGACGAGAGGACUCACAAAGCAGCGAUGCGACCGAGGUCCAGACUGCUGUCGAAGAGGAGACUCCUGCUGCCCACAAUCAGAGAGGGCGCAGAGGAAACGUUGCGGGAUAUGAACGAGGCCAACACACUUCACAGCCACUCGUUGUCCUCGGAGGACUACCUCCUCUCCAUCUGCCACCUGGCACACCCCACCUUCCCCACCAGAGACACUCCCACUCAUAACAUCCACACAAGGCAGCUGGAAGCUGUGCACGAGAGGCUGAGGGCGCCCCAGCACAGCGGCAAAACAUCAAGCGGCUCCCGAUUCAACUGCACAGAAGAGGAUCAGAGAGAGAGAGAUCAGCAGGAACUGAGUGUUGAGCUGAUGUUUGGCAAAUCUGACCCUCUUGAGUUUCUUUAUGGACACGAAAACAACCUCUCAGGAGGUGUGAGGAGGGUGUUUGUGGAGGGAAAAUGCAUAGGGCAACGUGGGAGUGUAUGGGAGGGCCGGGCUCGCUCCAGAGCACACAGCAUCCCCCAUGCUUCAAGUCCAGUCCUCCCACGUGAGCGCAAAAGCAGCUGCCCGGAGGUGCAACCUGGCACUAACUCUGUGGUUCCAAAUAUCUCUCCAAAACACAGAUUCUCCAGGUUAGAGGCCCAGAGGAGGAGUCCAGUUAUACGAGGAGCAGAGGGAGAGAAUCAGAAAUCCACCAUCAAGCUGUCCUUCAUCUCCCAGUGGAUCUCUGACUGCAGGUCAGCAUGGAGGGAGGUGCGUGCGCGUGCCUGCAUGCUGCCCGCCAUCGCUGAGAUGUAGUGUACAAACAGACAGACGGAAGACAUUUAGACGUUGGUGGACACUAUGUGGACGUGUAUUAUGCAGAUCUAUAAAGUGAAAGUGAUUAAAUACAGGUGUGAGAACAUACAGCAGAGUGUGUUGUCAUGAUUGUCCAACUGUAACAUAUCCGUGUCAUUAUUUUCUCUUCGUGUAUGCAGGAAUCAUACAAAAUUGUACAAAAUGACCAAAUCUGCAAAACUCUUUUCUACCUUUCUGUGUUUUGUGAAACUGCAUCUGAAAAACAAAUAAA
Solea senegalensis (Senegalese sole) is the source of this 1229-nucleotide messenger RNA. RefSeq lists its product as uncharacterized. The transcript has 2 exons. Bases 191 to 958 code for a protein of 255 amino acids. The record is from RefSeq and is a predicted model, not a curated record. NCBI's taxonomy places the organism in Eukaryota, Metazoa, Chordata, Actinopteri, Pleuronectiformes, Soleidae. Gene Ontology annotation, biological process: regulation of autophagy. Gene Ontology annotation, cellular component: mitochondrion.